Paramuricea clavata is the source of this 2053-nucleotide messenger RNA. NCBI's taxonomy places the organism in Eukaryota, Metazoa, Cnidaria, Anthozoa, Malacalcyonacea, Plexauridae. The record is from the annotation of a GenBank genome assembly.
CACCUUAGUCGUCGGUAGUUUUAGUUAAAAUGCUUGUGAGGUUUUUAAUUCUUCUUGCACUUGUUCUUGGCAUGAUUUAUGCAGAGCCAUACAACUGCAGAGGUGUUUAUAAUCCAUCAGAUUACAUUGGUAAACUUCGAGUUCCAACGGAUUGCAAAGUUGAACAGCUAGACUGCCCAGCUUCCUGGAAGUCAGGAAUUCCUAAAGGCAGCGAAACAUCUGCACCAAUGAUUUACCAGACGUUUCUGAACUGUCAUGAAGGUUUUACUUUGUGUGGAUACGUCCCGAUCGAUCCAAAAUCUGGUGACGUCCUUGGGCAAAGUGGCGUUACGAUUGGCGCUGGUGUUGAUUUUGGAAGCAAGUCGAGGGCGUAUUUCACGUCAUUGAGUAUAAGCCCCGCACUUGUUGACAAAGUUGAACCUUAUUUUGGUUUGAAACGAAAUCUCGCUGCUUGUGCUGCAAUUGAACGUCCCUUGAGCCUAACGCUAGCGGAGGCAAACACUUUGACAGACACUGUUAAAGGCGAUUUUGUUAAUAAAGUUUCAAAAAGAUACGACAGCGACAAAGAUGAGAAUGCGCUGGCGUUUGCAUCAGUUCCUCGUGGUAUUCGUACAGCCAUCGUCAGCGUUUGGUAUCAGUUUGGUUAUCCUUCGGCGUAUCCAAAGUUCUGGGGAUUUGUGAAGAAAAAUGAUUGGGACAAUGCGAUAAAAGAACUGAGAAAUUUUUACAAGAAUCCGAACGAGCAAGCUAGAGGAGAUUUGAUCAGACGAAACAACGAAGCAGACAUAAUUGAAGCAACUCUCUUGGAAUGCAACCGCUCUGUUGACGUUGUUUUCUUGAUAGACGAGUCUGGCAGUGUUGGAAGCACAAACUUUCAAAAAAGCCUAAAUUUUGUAGAGAACAUGAUAAAAGCAUUUCCCGAUGGUAAACUCAGCGGAAAAGAUGGCACCAGAUUCGGUUUGUCCACAUUCAGUUCCGGCUACAGAUCACAUUUCUAUUUAUCAAGCUACACAGAUCAGUCAGCCUAUCUUUCCGCAGUUAAUCGAGUUUCCUACUCAGGUGGAGGUACCAGACUAGGUCGAGCUCUACAACACAUUUUAACCUAUCAGUUCACCGAAGAACGAGGUCUGCGUCCUGAAGUAGAUGGCGUACCUCGUGUUUUGAUUGUUCUAACGGACGGUCAAUCGCACGACGUUGUUUCAAUUCCAGCAAAGAAUGUAAGAGAUGAAAACAUCGUUGUUUAUGCAAUUGGAAUCGGCGGGUAUAAUCGUACACAACUUAAGGAGAUUGCUACUUCUGAGUCACAUGUUUACACGCUGUCUACUUUUACCCAACUUGCGAAAUUCAUUUCCACGUUAACGGCGUCAACAUGCUAUGAACCCCGUUCUGCGUCUCUUAACGAGACCAUUAUAACAAACGUAGCAAAGGACACGUAUCAGUAUUUCAGUUACAAAGUAAAGGAAUCUUCAAACCUCGAAAUCAAUGUAGUUGAUUUAUCUGGUAGCACGCUUGUUUACGUCUCUCGGACGAAUCCUCACCCUUACAAGUACGACUAUGACAUUGUCUACGACCUUUCAACCCAAACGGACAAAAUCAUCGUCAUUACACCCAUUAUACAUGUAGCAAAUACAAAGCCAAAAGUUAAACGGUCAGCUGACGACGAGCUCACCCGACAAAUCUAUGUCUCGGUGACUUCCGACACCGAAUCGGCUUCGUUCAAGAUUGAAGGCAACGAAUGUAAUCCCUUGAAUUGUACGGAGGGAACAAAUGAAAUGCCCACAACUCAACCUCCUACCACUCAGCUUCCUACAACUACCGCUAAUGCUACACCAGCUGCUACAAAAACGACAUCCUCAGCUCGUGUUGUUAUCGCUACAAAAUUCGUCGUGGUAAGUUUUGCGAUGUUGAUGAUCCUUUUUGAAAUAUAUGACAUUUGAACAUUAUCUCGUUUGUUAUCUAAGAUACAAACAGGCGAGGACCUUUCUUUAUUUUCAUAUUUCUUAGUUGUAAACAUUAUAUAAUCAAUACUCAUUGCACGUAUGUUAAUUUCAAG